Molecule: messenger RNA, 1035 nt
Organism: Ipomoea triloba (trilobed morning glory)
Lineage: Eukaryota; Viridiplantae; Streptophyta; Magnoliopsida; Solanales; Convolvulaceae
Exons: 3
Coding region: 1-1035 (344 amino acids)
Biological process (GO): telomere maintenance; DNA repair
Molecular function (GO): DNA helicase activity
Source: RefSeq, a predicted model, not a curated record
AUGCAUUUUCCUUACUUUGAUUCAACAAUAUUGGGUGGAAACCGUUUGUUGAUGGAGGAGCUAACUUAUGACUGUGCGACCCUUGCUGAAGAGAGUGUUCAUUUGACAGCACAACUAAUUGAUGAACAAAGAGUUGUGUAUGAUACAAUCAUGGAAGAUGCGUUGACAAAUGGGGGCGGUGAAAUAGUUUUAAAUGUUGCUUCAAGCGACAUAGCUUCAUUACUUCUACUUGGUGGCAGGACUGCACAUUCACGUGUUUGCAAAUUGGAUUGCAUCAUUGGAGAUCAAAAUGAUGGCUAUGUAGAAGUUGAAAUUCCACAAGACAUGUUAUUGUCCAAAAAUGGUGAUCCCAUUACAACUAUAGUGGAGGAUACAUUCCCAAUGUUUUUUACAAACAAUGCAGAUAAUAGCUUUUUAGAAAGAUGUGCGAUCCUAACUCCAACACUUGAUGUGGUUAAUGCUGUAAAUCAAUACAUGAGUGACAUACAUGUUGCUGAGACUAGGACAUACUUGAGUUGCGACACAGUAUGUCGGUCUGAGUCGAAUGAUGGUAUUCUCACAGACGUGCACACACCGGAAUUCCUAAAUGGUAUUCGGGCUUCAGGCAUACCAAAUCAAUCAUUGACAUUAAAGGUUAGAUUGCGGGUGAUGCUUUUGAGAAACAUUGAUCAUUCACUUGGGCUUUGUAACGGUACUAGAUUGAUAGUGACCCAGCUGUCCGAGCACGUAGUAGAAGCAAAGAUUUCGACAGGUGAUCACUCAGGUACUAGGGUGUUGGUCCCACGAAUGUCCAUAACUCCAUCAGAUCCAAGAUUGCCAUUCAAGUUCAAACGAAGACAAUUCCCAUUGAUGCUAUCAUAUGCAAUGACUAUAAAUAAAAGUCAGGGACAAACAUUAUCUCAUGUUGGUUUGCUUAUGAAAAAACCAGUAUUUGUGCACGGACAGCUAUAUGUAGCCGCAUUUAUAAUAAGUAAUCCUAAGGGUCUCAAAUUCAUGAUCUGUAAUGAGUUAGAUAAUAAGGUCUCAAAUUCAUGA